Molecule: messenger RNA, 602 nt
Organism: Condylura cristata (star-nosed mole)
Lineage: Eukaryota; Metazoa; Chordata; Mammalia; Eulipotyphla; Talpidae
Gene: NDUFC2
Product: NADH dehydrogenase (ubiquinone) 1, subcomplex unknown, 2, 14.5kDa
Exons: 3
Coding region: 102-464 (120 amino acids)
Biological process (GO): mitochondrial electron transport, NADH to ubiquinone
Cellular component (GO): mitochondrial inner membrane
Source: RefSeq, a predicted model, not a curated record
UGGAAGGAGAAGGCUCGCGGCUCGGUCCUCGCCAGUGGUCGUGGUGGUUUUCUUUGUAGUUGGCGGUCUGAGGCCAGCCCUCAAGUGGGAACGGCUUCACGAUGAUGAGCGGACGGCCGGGCCGAGAGCCCUUAAAGUUCCUGCCGGAUGAGGCCCGAAGCCUCCCGCCGCCCAAGCUGACCGACCCUCGGCUCGCUUACAUCGGCUUCUUGGGUUACUGCUCCGGCCUGCUUGAUAACGCGAUCCGGCGGAGGCCGGUGCUGUUGGCGGGUUUGCAUCGCCAGCUUCUAUAUGUUACCUCCUUUAUUUUUAUUGGAUAUCAUCUUUUAAAACGUCAGGACUAUAUGUACGCUGUGAGGGACCAUGAUAUGUUUGCAUACAUGAGAUCACAUCCGGAGGAUUUUCCUGAUAAAGAUAAGAAAACAUAUGGCGAAAUUCUCGAAGAAUUCCAUCCAGUGCGUUGAAGUCUCCAGAAUGUUUCCCCUGGUUUCACCGAUACUGGUUAUUUUUGGAAUUUUACGGAAUAUGUUUCUAUUACAUAUGAAGUUAUAAAUGUUAACCUCUGUGUUCACACCUUGUGAUUAAAGUGACCAUCACAAGCA